Molecule: messenger RNA, 5386 nt
Organism: Pundamilia nyererei
Lineage: Eukaryota; Metazoa; Chordata; Actinopteri; Cichliformes; Cichlidae
Product: testis-expressed sequence 2 protein-like
Exons: 11
Coding region: 480-3752 (1090 amino acids)
Cellular component (GO): endoplasmic reticulum
Molecular function (GO): lipid binding
Source: RefSeq, a predicted model, not a curated record
UACACUAGUGUUCCCGACUUAUUUACAUUUUACACUGUUUACCUUACACAUCUGCCUCACCAGCUCAGGCUUGCAAAGCAGCUCUAUCAAAACAUCGAUUGGCUAUCCCAAACCGCAUUGCAAUGGAGUUAUCCGGCUGCUCGGUUUCGAUUACUCUGGCCUCCCGUGACUCCAGCGUUUUUUUUUUCCACUCUUCUUUAAGGAACUAAGUGCAGUUUAGUCGUUGUCAACAGGGUGAGGUAGAAGACGGGUCGAAAUAAGUUGGUACGUGGAACUGAAUACACACACAUUACUGUGCGUGAAUCUUUGGAGCCCGUUUGGAAGUUUUGCUUUUUUCGUGUGUGUCCAGGCGAACAUGGAGACUCCCACAAACGAAGCCCCAUGAGCACCAUGGACAUGUGAUACUUGACUCUGCUCUAGGCAGAUGCAAGUCCCAGGCUGGAUUGAAUGGCACUGAGGAUACAAGUGGGAGUAUUGAGAUGACCAGCCGGCAUCCUGGCCAUGGAGAGAGUACUCACUCCACGGAUAAACAGCCACCUGCCUUCACACCCAGGCUCCAUGUCCAGCGGCCUCUGUCAAAGGAGAACAUUGCCAUCCACUUCUCAGCCCUUGGGAAGGAGGAAGAGGAGGAGGAAGAAGAGCUAUACUGUACAACUGUCUCCACUCCCUCAGCUGCCAUGUAUGACUCAGAUAUCGUGACAGCCUUAGAAGCAAGUGAGGAGAUGUUUGAUGGGGUGCCAUCAGCCUCUGCAGCUGGAGCUGGUGUUAUUCCUGAAACAUCCAGACUUUCUUCCCCUUCAAGACAUCACACUAUCAAUUCUACCACUCAGACUCUGUCCUCAGCCUCAACUUCAAACUCCUCUCCUACAAAAUCUUUGAGCUUUCCCUCCAGUGACAAACCUUUUCUAAGCCUAGCGAAGUCCAUCUCCUCUGAUGCCGAGUCACGUGAUGGGGUUUCCUCUAUUCCCACACCAUCACUAAGGCACACGCAUCUCAUGAAGACUCUCGUUAAAUCUUUGUCUUCAGACACAUCCCAGGAUUUGUCCUCUUCAUCAGCAUCCUACCGUCUUCCAGAAUCCCGCCUUAACCUGCAACUCUUUAAGCAAUUUGCUCAGUCCCGGUUAUCAUCUGCUGCCAUGUCGUCAGCUAGUGAUUCUAAAACUGCCCCCUCCUCACCGUUGACAUCCCCAGAUAACCGCAGCUUCUUCAAAGUCUCAGAAGUGGAGGCACGAAUCGAAGACACCAAGCGUCGUCUAUCGGAGGCAAUUUCUGAACCGCUUCAGCUGUUGAGUAAGAUCAUGGAUGAAAAGAGUGGCAACUUAGUUGGAAGCAGCAUUUACCGGCCCAAGGUACUUUCUGCCAGUGCCACAGAACUGUCAAGUCUUGGUUCUAUCAAUGGUCCAAUGGAGACUAACAAUAAUUACUGCAUUAAGGAGGAAGAAGGAACUGACUGGGAGGGUGAAAGCCCGAGCAGACAGGCCUCUGCUGCAGCAGAAUCCCCGCUGAGCACUGCCUUUGCCACUAAAAGUCCCAGCAAAUCAUCUUUGCUUUACAUGUCUGCUCUAGCAAAGCAGGCAGAAGAGGACUAUUGCAUUCUGUCCAAUGAGGAAUUUGAGACUUUUACAGACACAGAAGGUGAAAGUGUUGAUAAAACUGAUAAUACUGGAACCGGUAGUCUAACUAAAGUGCCACUAAGUGGUAGUACUGAACCCUGCAGCGAGGAUGAAUCUGAAUAUAUUGAGCCCCCACCUAGUGUUCCAUACUAUACUCUCCUCAUCCUUACUCUACUCCUCUAUGGGUGUUUUAUAUUGCCUCUGCCUAGUUAUAUUGGAGGAGUGCUGCUUGGGAUUGAGCUGGGAUUCCUUUUAGCCAUUGGUUUUGUGUGGCUGGCAGGACCAAAACGUUCUGGAGGGAAGAACAUGGGACCUAGACGGCAUGGAAAGCUGCUCAAUGUGACCAAGUUGGACAUUAAGGAACCAGAUAUCUACAAGGGUUGGAUGAAUGAGAUACAGAACUACGACCCAGAGACGUAUCAUGCCACACUGACGCAGUCCGUCUUUGUCCGAUUGGAGGGAUCCAUCAUUCGACUGUCUAAGCCCAACCACAACAUCGCCCGCCGUGCCUCGCACAAUGAACCAAAACCUGAUGUUAACUACAUCAGUCAGAAGAUUUAUGAUCUUACAUACAGCAAAGUGUAUCUCGUGCCUCAGGGUCUCGCCAGGAAGCGAGUCUGGAACAAAAAAUACCCUAUCUGCAUUGAACUUGGCAGGCAGGAUGACUUCAUGUCAAAGGCAGAAGGUGAAAGAAUGGAGGCCAGUGAGGGCACACGGGAGCGAGGAGAGGGAACGGGGGCAUUCCAAGAGCGGAGAUCAUCAUCAUCAUCAUCUUCUUCCAUUCUGACACUCUACCUAUUUGGAAGGACUGGCAGGGAUAAGGAGGAGUGGUUCCAGCGGUUUCUGUCAGCCUCUAAGCUAAAGGUGGGCUUGAAGAAAAGUUCCAGUGUUGUAGGACUUAAGAAGGCUUUGAGCUGUCACAGUCGCAACAGCAGCCGCAGCAGUCUGGAUGAAGCCCUGACAUCUCAGACCAAGUCAAAAGACUCAUCAGUCUCUUCCACAACAGUGGGCAGUGCCAAAACCAAGCCUCUGCUGGACUACAGUGUCUACAUGGGUUCCUUAAUGCCUAAAGAGUCUGCAGUCAGCCCUACAGCUGCCAGCCCUGUUCUUCAGAGUCCACAGAGCAGCCCUGGAGCUGAUAAGAAGAAAGAGCAGCACAGCUUUAUGAGAAUAGUGAGAGUAAGUCUGAGACGAGAGGUGGUGAGGAUGACUGUGACCUGGAAAAUUCUCAAUGUUUUAGCUUCAAAAUUAGUAAUUAUGUUUCUUUCCACUGUCACUAAUAGACUCAGAUUGGGAAGCCAUUUUUUACAAUAUAACAGUGAUCUGCAAAUCUUACAUUUUGCAGUUUCAUAUCUUACUUUUUUUCCCCCUCAUAUCGACCUACCUAAUAAUCUUUUCUUUUUUUUUUCCCCCUCAGGUCUGUGGUUUGACCUAGAGAUGACCUACAGUGGCUCCUUCCUGAUGACCCUGGAAACCAAGAUGAACCUCAUUCGCCUGGGCAAGGAGGGAGAAAGCCUGCGCCCAGGCGAAUUUGGCAAAGAUGGAUACAGGCCACGAACUUACUGCUUGGCUGACAGUGAUGAAGAGUCAUCCAGCGCAGGUUCAUCAGAUGAGGAAGACUCCUCAGAUGUUUCCAAUGAUUUGACUGGAGCGGAGGGCUUUGUUGGAGGACAUAAAUCGAGCAAGAUCAUGCGCUUUGUGGACAAGAUCACAAAGUCCAAAUACUUCCAGAAGGCCACAGAGACGGAGUUCAUCAAAAAGAAAAUGGAAGAAGUGUCCAACACACCGCUGCUGCUCACGGUGGAGGUGCAGGAGCUCCAAGGAACACUGGCAGUCAACAUUCCCCCUCCUCCUACUGACAGGAUAUGGUAUGGCUUCAGGACACCACCUCACCUGGAACUGAAGGCACGACCUAAACUGGGAGAAAGAGAAGUCACUCUGGCUCAUGUCACAGACUGGAUAGAGAAAAAACUGAAGCAGGAAUUCGAGAAAAUCCUUGUAAUGCCAAACAUGGAUGACGUGUGGCUGCCGAUCAUGCAUUCUGCCAUGGACCCACGCACAGCUGGUGGCCCUUUAGUUGGCCCCCCAGUGGACCCAGAGCCUUCCCAGCCAGAGAGGGAGAGCACCAGCCAGCCAUGAUGAUUGUUUACAGUAUUUCCUAACUAUUACAGGGUCUUAGAAUGGAAACCGGAGCCAAAGUCGAUAGGUCUGACGCUACUGUAACACGAACACAUUCCCAUAGAAUAGACUAUGAAUUCUACAAGAACAAGGUAGAGUCGACCAAAUAAACACUAAUGACAAACAAACUGUUGCUUGCUGCUCCCUUAAGUGGUAUUUAUCAGAGGGUAGAUUGAUUUGUCUUUUAGAGUUUAAGGAUGGACAUAUGAAGGGAGUCACGUUUGGCUCAAAACCGGGAGGGGGUUAAGCUAAUAAGAGGAGAACAUAUAAGUAUAUAAUGUGCUAUGAACAUGUCAAUGUGAAAGCAUUCACCACAUACCUUACAGCCUGCACGUGAUGAGACAGUGAGACGGCGCAUGGUAGGCCUUUUUAGUUUAGAGACUGAGCAAGUGGUGCUCACAGCGUGAUGUAUGUAGAUUUUUCUAGAGAAACAGGCGAAAUAAAUCAGAUACUUGAUGUUUAUUUACCGAAAAAGAUUAAACCUUUAAGUGGCUUUGUGUCAGCGACUUUUAAUCAGGUGUUAACUUACAGUAUUGAUUUGUGCUGUGACCAGAUCUUGAACACCCCGUUCACUUGCCAAACCCUGUUCUUUUUUUUCUUUUUCCUUGUUUUUUUUUAUUAAUGCCGCUGAUGCCAUUAUCCGUGUUAACAUGGAAGAAAUGCUCAAGAGCAAACAUGCGUCAUGUAGGAACUGUCGUUCACAGCGUAAAUUUAAUGCUUAUGACAAGUACGCAACAAAUAAGUGCAAUGUUAGAAAUGCUACAUAGAAUUUAAAAUGAUAGAGACUAUAAGUGUAUGUCUGAGAAGUAAGAGCCCUGUAACACGUCUGCUGAAUGUGCGUACGGGUGUUUGUGGCUUCAGUUGUUUUUGAAUGGAAACGUCUUUUCUCCCGGCAAACAUUUGACUGGGAUAUGCAAAUUAUUGCACAAAUACUAAUGAAGGUUUUCUUAUGAUAAACACUAGCUCUCCUUGCAUAUCAUUUUAGACAUGUCCUAUUCGAUAAUCGGGCUUACGGAGAGCUGAGUGGCUUAUUUAUCGAUGCACUUAACAGUUUUAAUUACGAUAUGUGACAGUGCUUUAAAACGACUUUAACCUCCACACUGUAUGUAGAAGGACACUUCAGUGAAGCUAAGGUACAGACUGGUUCAUAAACCUAUUGCCAAGAAUGUGCACCCUUCUGGGGGAAAAAAGAAAAAAAAGCUCUUUAACUGUGUUUCUAAUCUUAACCAAAGUCCUUUAAUUAGGCCCAGAGUUGGACUGCUCUUUCUGCUCACAGGUACACAUCUUGUAUUGACAAAGCAUUGUGAAGUGACAUUUACAGAUGUACUACAGUACAUGCGUUAAUGUUGAGGGGGUUUUUUUUCCUUGUAUUUUGGAAGUCUAAGUGGGUUAUGGUUUCAGGUUUUGUGUCAAUGUUUUUGGUAUAAAGAGAAUUAAAAGAGAAUUUUUUGAUGAUAUAUGUAAAGCUCAUGAAGUUAUUUGUAUCUGUGAAUUAUUCAUGACUUUUUAAAUUUUACAUUUUAAUUUCAAAGCCAAAUCCAGUGAUUAUGUGUAUCUGCCUUAUUUAUAGAGCAAAAUAAAUCUUGUCAAAGCUU